This is a messenger RNA of Clunio marinus, 1972 nucleotides long. The record is from the annotation of a GenBank genome assembly. NCBI's taxonomy places the organism in Eukaryota, Metazoa, Arthropoda, Insecta, Diptera, Chironomidae.
UCUGAGACAUCAUACAAAGUUGAUCGCUAAGCAACUCAAAUUGAAAGCAAACUCAUUGCGAAUUUCUAGAUAAUAAAAAAAUAUAUCAUAUAACAUCUUCAAUUGAGUCAUCCAAGUGAAUUUUCAUUGAAAAAUGAUAAAGAAAUCAAACGUAGAAACAGCACAAAGAACUUAAAAGUUUCGUUUCGUUGUUUACUCAAAACAAAAAAUUUCCGAAAAUUCAAAAUAUUAAAAGAACAAAACUAAAGUUUUGAAAUCGGUUAAGAAAAUAUUAUACUGAAUUAGUAUAAAUAGCGACCUUAACGAAUUUGUAAACACUUCACUCAACAUGACAGAGACACUUCUGACAAAUCAUUCGAAUCAUGUCGUAGUGCCGGCAAAACUUCCUGAUAAAUCACAAGAGAGACCGGUGGAACACAUAGAACCACCUGAUGGUGGCAUUAGAGCAUAUCUUGUGAUGGUUUGUGCAUUUUUAUGCAAUGGAAUCAUAUUUGGUAUCAUAAACACAUACAGUGUGAUUUAUUUGAGUCUUCAACGUCAAUUAAAAGAUAGUGGAGAUGAAGCAGCAUCAAGUAAAGCUUCACUCGUCGGAUCUCUCACAAUCGGAGCCACGUUUUUAUUCUCUCCAAUUUCUGGCAUAUUAGUUGAUAAACUCGGACUUAGAACGACAACAUUUAUAGGUGGAUUACUGACGACAUCUGGGAUGUUUCUUUCAUCAUAUUUUGUUGACGAACCAUUCAAUCCCGACAAUGUGACGAUGCUUUGUUUAACUUAUGGAAUAAUGUUUGGAACAGGUGCUGCUUUAGCUUACACCCCAACACUUGCUAUUCUCGGUCACUACUUCAAACGUUAUCUUGGAGUGGUUAAUGGAUUGGUGACUGCAGGUUCUUCAGUAUUUACUGCUUUGCUUCCAGGAGCUUUAACGUACAUUGAAAUCAAUUAUGGACUUAAGAAAUGUUUAAUAACGUUGACAUUUCUCUCAAGCUUUAUAAUACUCUGUGCGAUUGUUUACAAGCCUUUGCAACCUCCGCCUCCACCUAAGGAGAAAAAAAGUGGACGAUCUCAAUGUUAUAACGUCACCAGAUCGGUGAUAAACUUUGAUAAUUGGAAGAAGAAGAAAUACAUUAUUUGGGCGAUUUCAAUUCCAAUCGCACUUUUCGGUUAUUUCGUUCCUUACGUUCAUAUCAGCAAAUUUAUAACUGAAAAGUUUCCGGAAAAUAAUCAAAAUUUACCAUUGAUAUGUAUUGGAAUAACUUCUGGUCUUGGACGAAUUAUUUUCGGAAUGAUUUCUGAUCUUCCAGGAGUUAAUCGAAUUUUCCUUCAACAAAUUUCAUUUUAUUUCAUUGGAAUGAUGACAAUGUGCUUGCCAAUUACUGGGAAUUAUUCUGUUCUGUUAGUAAUUUGCUUGACAUUAGGUUUGUUUGAUGGAUGUUUCAUUUCACUUCUUGGUCCGAUCGCUUAUGAUAUUUGCGGCCCACAUGGAGCUGCACAAGCUAUUGGAUUCCUUCUCGGAUUGUGUUCAUUUGGAUUAACUUCAGGACCGCCACUUGCUGGAAAAAUGUUUGACAAAACUCAGUCAUACAAAUGGCCAUUUAUUAUUGCAGGCAUUCCGCCAAUCGUCGGUGCAACUUUCAUGUUCUUAACUCGAUAUGUAAAAGAUGACGUCCGACGUAAGAAUGAAGACAAAGAACUUCAACCUUUUCAGAAUAUUCCACAACUUGCUUGGGAGAAAGAAAAUAACAACAAGACAGUUGAUGGAAAUCGUAAGGCGACAUUGGCAGGUCCAGAUGAAUAGAAAUUAUGAGUCAAAGUACGCCAAACUUCACUAAAUAUAAAUGUUAAGCGGUAAUUCAAAUACUUAUCUAAUGAUAUUCAAUUAAACUAAUAAGACUCGAUAACUAAAUAAACAUGUAGGUCAUUCUAGGUGACAUUCAUUCAUCGACGAUAUUCAAGAAAAUUGGCUAGAAAAAUA